CAUCCGAUAGAAAAGCUCUUGCAAACACUAUUCAAAGGUCAAAUUGAAACGUGCAAAUUAUAUAAUUAAAAAAAACAGAAUUAAAUAACAUUUCAAAAAUUGUAACAUAUGGUUAUAUAUUUAUUAUUAUAUUAUUUAAUUUAGUUCGGUAUUUAGUACUAUAUCAUUUAAUGGUGGAGUGUUACAGCAUGUGUUUCCAGUUUGUGGAACGCCAAUGAUUUGUAACUGUGUUUACAUAUUUUGGUAUGUAAGGCAUUCGUGAAAAAAUCAAAAAUCAUCCCAACACAAAAAAAAAAAAUCUACUUGAUUCAACGAAGUAAAUAGUGCCGGCAAAGCAAUUUUAAAUUGGCAGACAGAGAAGUAAUGAAAAUCGUCUACCAUACUGUUGUAUGAUAUCAUGUGGUAGUAUCUAGAGGCUUAGAUCAGUUGUCUUCUGGACCUUUGUCAAUACUUUUCCAAGCAUCUAUGGUUGAUGACAGGACACAAGGUAUUAAAAACAACUUGAUUCCUUUUUAUCAUGUGGUACUAGUAUCUAACCAUUGUUGCUAACAUAUGCUGCAUCUAGAUGGAACUCUGGGAAAAGGGAAUGGAGAUGGUUUUGCACAUUUGGGAAGGCCAGAUGACAUUGAUGUCUCCAUUAAAUUAAGAGACUGGUUGUUUGCUUUGGAGGGCAGGGAAGGUGUGACAGAAAGGUGUUUGCAUAAUGAUAAUGAGGAUAUUGGUAGAGAAGAAAGGUGUUGUUGGCACACAAAUUUCCACACUUUCCAAGUAAUAGCCAAGAGUACACCAAAGCUUGUGGAUCCAAAUGUGACAGAAAGCAAUUAUUGAUGCUCACAGAUAUCCUGUAGACUCAGUUAAUGUAAGUAUCUGUAAACCUUAUAUUUUUCCACAGCUCAAUCCCAUUCCUGAACUUUCUGAGAUUAAAUGAUAGUCAAAUCAUCUUGAGGGCUGCCUUUAUCUUCCUGGUCUCUUGUAGACUCAGUUAAUGUAAGAUAUCAUGUAGACUCAGUUAAUGUAAGUAUCUGUUCACCUUAUAUUUUCAACAGCUCAAUUCCAUUCCUGAGCUUUCUGAGAUUAAAUGAUAGUCAAAUCAUCUUGAGGGCUGCCUUUAUCUUCCUGGUGUCUUACAAAAUUAUAUUCUUGAAUGCAAUAAUGACUGUGGACCUUUAGGUGUUACUGAGCUUUUUUUUUAAUUUUAUUUGGGAAAUGCAUUAUAGGUCAUUAUGACACGUUAAACUGGGCGGCAGAAAGUCUGAAAUUCUCUGUUAAACAACCUGUAAGUGAAACUAGAGAGCUUGCAGAGCUUGAUGGCUAAACUACGAACCCAAAUCUAAAUUUAUACUCCCCCCACCCCUCCCAUAAGAGACGGGGAAGAACAAGUGAAGCAGCUAUACUAGUGAGAAUCACCACUUAAAGCGGGAAAUUUUUGUAUUUUUAAUACGCCCAGAAACUAUAUAUGUGUAUGCAUUUGAGCUACGCCCAAAAGUUUUGAUAUUUACCAGAAAAGCUCUGUUUUUUUUUCUUUAGAUUAAUCAGAAAGCUCUGUUUUUUCAAGUUGACAAGAAAAGCUCUGUUUUUUGUCUGUGUACUUUCUUCAUGACUGAUUUCAAACUCUACGAAUGUAGGUGACAGUUGAUAAAGGGGAUAGCUUUUCGUGUGAUUUAGAUCCAAUCUCUGUUUGUGGAUAAUGAUGUGUACUUGUGUGGAGAAUCUCAUUGUUUCGAAACCAUACUUAUUAGACCCUUCCUUGUACCUCAAGGCUCUCAAAUUAUGCAGCUAUCAAACCAUCGAGAAACAGUUUGUGUUGAUCCAUGGGAACUCUGUGACAAAUGGGUUCAUCUCGAAUCUCCACUUGAACAACAGCUUGGUGAACUUAUACGCAAGACACGGAGAUAUGGAACACGCGCGCAAACUGUUCGAUAGAAUUCCUGAAAGAGAUGUUGUUUCUUGGACAGCUAUGAUCUCAGGAUAUUCUCGAGUUGGGUAUCACCGGAGCGCGUUGCUGUUGUUCAAAGAGAUGCGCCGGGAGCCUUUUAGGGCUAAUGACUUUGCUUACGGGAGUGUUUUGAAGUCGUGCAAAGAUUUGGGGUGUCUGAAAGAAGGGAUGCAGAUACAUGGUUGUGUGGAGAAAGGGAGAUUUGCAGAGAACUUGGUUGUGAGGAGUGCGUUGCUUUGUCUUUAUGCUAAGUGUGGUAAAAUGGAGGAUGCUCGUCUUCUGUUUGAGUCAAUGAAAGUAAGAGAUUUGGUUUCUUGGAAUAUAAUGCUCGAUGGAUACACUGAAGUUUCUACUGCAGAUACCUCGUUUAGUCUGUUCCAGCUGAUGCUUGCAGAAGGGAAGAAGCCAGAUUGCUAUACCUUUGGGAGCCUCUUGAGAGCUUGUAUCCAAGUUAACUGUCUUGAAAUGGUCAGUCAAUUGCACGGUUUUGCCAUCAAGCUUUGCUUCGGGAGAUCAGAUGUUGCACUGGUCAGGUCUCUGACCGUUGCGUAUGCCAAGUGUGGUAGCCUUGGCAAUGCUUUGAAACUGUAUGACCGCACGAUGAAAGUAGACUUGAUAUCUUGCACUGCUAUAAUCACAGGUCUUGCACAGCAGAACAACUUCACAAGUGAUGCUUUUGAUAUCUUCAAAGAGAUGAUACUGAUGAAAACUCAGAUGGAUGAGGUUGUAGUAUCCUCAAUGCUUAAAAUAUGCACCACCAUUGCAUCCAUAUCCAUCGGAAGACAGAUCCACUGCUUCGCCUUAAAAUCCUCCCAAAUCAGAUUUGAUGUUGCUUUGCGUAACUCUCUGAUAGAUAUGUAUGCAAAGUCUGGGGAGAUUGAGGAUGCAUUCCUUGCUUUCGAAGAGAUGGAAGAGAGAGAUGUGAGAUCAUGGACCUCUUUGAUUUCAGGAUACGGAAGACAUGGGAAUAUAGAGAAAGCAAUUGAUCUUUAUAACAAAAUGGAGCAUGAAGGGAUCAAACCGAACGACGUCACAUUUCUUGCUCUCUUCUCCGCUUGUAGCCAUACAGGAGAGACCGAGAUUGCGUGGAAGAUUUUCGACAGAAUGAUCAACAAGUACGGUAUCAGAGUUCGAGAAGAGCAUUUAUCUUGCAUGGUAGAUAUGCUUGCACGCGGUGGAAACUUGGAAGAUGCUUAUGAACUGAUAAGAAGUGAAAAUGGCAUUACGAGUCUUAGCUCAUCAACAUGGGGAGCUUUUCUUGAUGCGUGCAGGCGACAUGAGAAUGUGCAACUCAGCCAAGUAUCAGCAGCGCAGCUUCUGAGUAUGGAACCGGAGAAACCAGUCAAUUAUAUUAAUCUGGCAAGUGUAUAUGCAGCUAAUGAAGAUUGGGACCAUGCUUUGAAGACUAGGAAGCUUAUGAAAGAGGCUGGUUCUUGCAAUAAAGCUCCUGGAUACAGCAUUGUGUAUUGAACAGCAGGCUAUAAGACAACAAUCUCACUAAUGGUUUU
This is a messenger RNA of Brassica napus (rape), 3444 nucleotides long. Its product is annotated as pentatricopeptide repeat-containing protein At3g20730-like. The record is from RefSeq and is a predicted model, not a curated record. Lineage: Eukaryota; Viridiplantae; Streptophyta; Magnoliopsida; Brassicales; Brassicaceae. The transcript has 2 exons. Bases 1688 to 3406 code for a protein of 572 amino acids. Gene Ontology annotation, molecular function: protein binding; RNA binding. Gene Ontology annotation, biological process: RNA modification.